Molecule: messenger RNA, 1530 nt
Organism: Fusarium vanettenii 77-13-4
Lineage: Eukaryota; Fungi; Ascomycota; Sordariomycetes; Hypocreales; Nectriaceae
Exons: 4
Coding region: 1-1530 (509 amino acids)
Molecular function (GO): heme binding; monooxygenase activity; oxidoreductase activity, acting on paired donors, with incorporation or reduction of molecular oxygen
Source: RefSeq, a predicted model, not a curated record
AUGGCCGUGGUAGCAGUCCUUUUGGACAACUUGGUGCCACUUCUCUUGUGCUGCUUGGGUCUCUUCAUUGUCCGAAAGUUGGUCGUCUACAAUAAACUCAAGCAAUUUGGUGGUCCCAGAUGGACUGGCUUCACCGAUUGGCCUCAUAGCAAGGCCAUGCUUCAAAACCGUUGUCAUGAAUGGUAUGAAGAGGCGAAUCACAAAUAUGGCCCCAUCGCAAGAGUUGCACCCACUGUCCUCGUCACCUCAUCUCCCGAGGUCUGGAUGCAUGUCAACAAUAAGCCCGGCUACAAGCGGUCUGACUGGUAUUAUAAUGCCUGUCGCAUCGAGUAUCGGAAAGACAACGUCUUCAGUCAGACUGACAACGACAAGCAUGACCAAAGAAGAAAGCAGAUGGCUCCUGGGUACUCUGGGCGAGAGAAUUUGGAGCUCGAAAAGUCAAUUGACCUCCGCGUGCAAGAGCUAAUCGACCUCAUCCGCUCCAAGUACCUCUCAACUCAAGACCUCAUCGUCCCCGUAGACCUUGCCCAAAAGAUCCAGUACCUAACCCUUGACGCCAUCAGCAGCAUCAGCUUCGGCAAGGAAUUCGGCAUGCUUCGCAGCGACUCUGACGUCGAUGGAUAUCUCCAGUCCAGCGAAGAAGGUCUCGCAGCUGGUAACUUUGCUCUUGCACUUGGCAUCAGCUGGAUGGCUCAUGCUCCCGUUAUCGGCGCCCAUAUUGCACCCUCUCCGAAGGACGACACCGGAUUUGGAAAGAUGAUGAACGCUUGCUUCCGUUGUGUUGACGAGCGUGCCGCAAACCCCACUGAUAAACGAUCCGAUAUGCUGGCAUCCUUCAUCCGCCACGGCCUAUCAGGCGCCGAGUUGCGUUCAGAAGCCCUUGAACAGCUCAUUGCUGGUGCAGACACCACAUCCACAGGCAUCCGUGGAGCUCUCCUCUACAUCAUAACGAACCCAAGAGUUUACUCCAAGCUGCAGAAGGAAGUCGACAAUGCAGUCCAAUCUGGUCAAGUUAGCGAGGGUAUCAUUCCACUCUCCGAGUCGAAGCAGCUCCCAUAUCUCCAAGCAGUCAUUCGUGAAGCGUUACGAAUGUGGCCCCCAGCAGUCAACAUCUUCUCCCGUGACACGCCUCCGGGGGGUGAUACCGUGACCGUCAACGGCGAAAGCAUCUUUCUACCAGGCGGUGUCUCGAUUGGAUAUUCAGGCCACGGCAUCCACCACAGCAAGGAAGUCUACGGCGAGGACGCAAAAGUAUUUAGACCCGAACGAUGGUUGAACGCGGACCCCGAGAAGCUCGCUGCCAUGGUCCGCACAAGUGAGCUCGUCUUUGGACACGGCAAGUUCCAGUGCCUAGGCAAGCCGGUAGCCCAGCUCGAGCUUGGGAAGACCAUAUUUGAGUUGAUGCGCCACUUUGAUUUGGCUCUGGUGAACCCGACGAAGCCGUGGGAUGCUCGAAACUCGCUCGGUCUGUUUACCAUAUCCGACAUGUGGGUGCAGGCAAUGGAUCGAACCAACGAAUCCAAAGCCUAG